UGGACCCGUCGGAGGGCAUGAUGAAGCAGCGGGAGACUGGCAUCUAUACCAACGACUUCCUGGAGUUUAUCGGCAGCGGACACUCCACCGUGCCCAAAGACACAUACGACCUGGUGGUCACCUCGGGCGGUAUGGGCGAAGGUCACAUCUCACACAGUGGCCUCGACGACGUUGUGCGCGUCGCAAAGAACGGAGGCUUCGUGAUCAUCGUGAUGCGCCAUGAGUUCCUACAGACCGUGCCUUCCUACAAGGACAAGCUGGAGCCUUACAUGGACCAGCUGGAGGCGGACGGGAAGUGGAAGAAGGUGGAGCGGCGCAUCGUCCCAAACUAUUUCUGUGACAAGGAGGGUCUCGUCUUCGUCUUCCGCAUCACUAAGCCUGAGUGAGGAGGAAGAGGAGGGAAGGGAAAGGAGAGAGAUGAAGAGGAGGAGUUAUAGUGGUGCUGUGCCAAGGCUGUCUCUGUGUAACAGCCUUGGCUUUCGUCGCGGCACCCGAGACUGAGGUGUGAAUUAUCGUGCUCUGGCAACCUGGCGUCAUGGCGUCUACGAUGUUAUAUGAUAGUCUACGCAUAGGGCACAUUUGUCAGUAUUAAUCAUAUUAUUGAAAUUGUCGUAAAAAUGUGUUUUAGUUAAGACUGAGGCUGCAGAAUCCUUAACCUCAGACCUUGCUAUCAUCUCCGAUUGGGAUAAAAGGAACCUUUGGGUUUUUGUGUCCUUCAAUGCCUCAAAAACCCAAUUUAUCCACCUUUCAACUCGACACAA
Messenger RNA from Eriocheir sinensis (Chinese mitten crab), 761 nucleotides. RefSeq lists its product as uncharacterized. The transcript is spliced from 4 exons. The record is from RefSeq and is a predicted model, not a curated record. NCBI's taxonomy places the organism in Eukaryota, Metazoa, Arthropoda, Malacostraca, Decapoda, Varunidae. Bases 18 to 386 code for a protein of 122 amino acids.